UUAUACGUUGAGAUAAUAUAGGAACUAAACACCACUAAUUUCUCUAACAAGACAUUUUAAUAAAUCUUUAACUACAAAAGACUUGCGUCUCUUUUCUCAAUGAGAGAAGAAAGAAAACGAGAUAGCAGCAGAGAUGGAAAAGAGAGGUGUGCCUCUGAGAUCAAUCAUCUCACAUUCUCUCUGGAUAACCUUAGUUGGAAUCCUUCUCUUCAGUCUCUCAACCACGAGAAGACACAACUUUGGUUACACGAAAUUCUUUUCGAUAUGCGGAACGUUACUCAUGACUUUGCCUUGGAUAAUCCAACUUCUUGUAACCUCUUCUGUCAUAUUACUGCAUAAGAGUACAUGUUACAACCUCAUGUGGAUUGUCCGGCCGCCAAAAUCAUCUGAAGAGAAUCAUCAUCCCACUAAUGUCGUCACUAUCUCUUCUUCUUCUUCUCCAUCAUCUCCUCUCCCGUCUGGCCAUGUUCUGAAGAAAGAUGAUGCUGGUGAGAUCGAGAUUAGGAUUGUGAUUCCAAGAAGUCCACAGUCAACUCAUCUGGAGAUUGAAGGAAGAAACAACUCCAAACUUCUACCAAAUGGAUCACCACCUGUUUCUUAAAUGUGACUAGUACUCUGUUCUUGUUCUUUCAUUUAUGUUUUUCUUUAAAAGACUAUGGUCUGAAACUUGUAGUGCUUACAAGUUUUGUGAUAUUUCCGUUGUGAGUUUCCAUUAGUAAUGAAUCAGAUUGCUAUUUUAUAAC
This is a messenger RNA of Raphanus sativus (radish), 743 nucleotides long. RefSeq lists its product as uncharacterized. The transcript has a single exon. The record is from RefSeq and is a predicted model, not a curated record. The coding region runs from base 134 to 601 and encodes 155 amino acids. NCBI's taxonomy places the organism in Eukaryota, Viridiplantae, Streptophyta, Magnoliopsida, Brassicales, Brassicaceae.